This is a messenger RNA of Phycodurus eques (leafy seadragon), 1057 nucleotides long. RefSeq names its product RNA polymerase I subunit G (gene polr1g). Gene Ontology annotation, biological process: transcription by RNA polymerase I. Lineage: Eukaryota; Metazoa; Chordata; Actinopteri; Syngnathiformes; Syngnathidae. The transcript is spliced from 3 exons. Bases 201 to 932 code for a protein of 243 amino acids. The record is from RefSeq and is a predicted model, not a curated record.
GAAAUGAGCUACCCAAAGGUCAUAGUUCGUUUGUGUGUCCACGCGCACACGUGCCCUGCUUUAAAACGCUCAAAUGAAGACUUUUGAGACGUCGUCUCGACAAUCUUCCAACGUUCUCAAAAUGCAUCGAGACAUUUCGCCGUCGUCGUCGGGACGAGGAGGACGACGGCGACGCGGGCAAGCCGUUGAAGGCAAAGGAAAUGGCGAAGGGGGAGACCAGCAAGUACGAGUGUCCCGACGACUUUGUGAGCUCGCGCCGCCCGCUGACGGACUUGCUGAAGGGCAACGAGAGCGAAGUGUGGCUCGUCAAAACGCCCGCCGGCUUCGAGCCUCGAAGUUUGCACGGCGUGGAAGUGAAUCUUUGCGGCUUUCAGACGCUGACGCUUCCUUCCGCCGGGGACGCGAGCGACGGACAGCCGGUCUACAACAUCCUGGCGUCCGAUCACGGCACCGCCGACCUCCGCCUGCUCGCCGCCGGUUCUGCGGCGGUCGGCCCCGCCUUCUGCGGCCUGCUGAGCGUGUACGAGAGCUACGGAAGCGCCGGCGCGCCGCCCCCCGUCGCCCGAGCCGCCCCCGCGCCAACCAUCCCGCCCGGACUCAAACAGAGAUUCCGGCCCUUCGGAAGCGAGACGCCCAUCACGACGCGGGAAACCCGGGACCAAGACGGGAAGACGAAGAAGAAGAAAAAGAAAGACGAGCGCAUCAAAGCAGAACCAGGGGACUUGGAAGUGACGGUCAAACAGGAAGUUGAGGAACCAGCCCAGGAACAUCGGGAAGACAAGAAGAGGAAAAAGAAGGAGAAGGAGGAGCUUGUGCAAGUGAAACAGGAAGUGGAAAGUGAGCAGGAAGUAGCGGACGCGUGGUACAAAAACGACGGCUCGGCGAAGAAGAAGAAGAAAAAGGAGAAGAAAAUCAAAAAGGAUGACGACUAAAUGCCAAGAACUCAGAAUUAAACGUUUUCUUUUUGGAAGAAAACAAAACAAACACACCUCCAUUUUCUGUCGCGUUCGUCGUAACUCCAAACACUCGUUUUCCCAAAUCAUCUUUCAAUGCCAAA